Molecule: messenger RNA, 708 nt
Organism: Juglans microcarpa x Juglans regia
Lineage: Eukaryota; Viridiplantae; Streptophyta; Magnoliopsida; Fagales; Juglandaceae
Exons: 2
Coding region: 1-708 (235 amino acids)
Source: RefSeq, a predicted model, not a curated record
AUGGAAAUUCGUAACCCGCGCUCUAUGGAUUUCUAUGCCACAUCUGUACUUCCUAACUGCAAUCCUCCAUCGUUUCUGAGAGAAAAAUACUGGAAACCUACACAACGCCCAUGUUAUGGUAGUUUUGAUGAUGCUCCAGGGCUCAAUUCUUCACUUCGAAUGAGCCUUCCACUCCUAAUUUCUAUAAUCGUAGGUAAAUGGUAUUCUCCAUUUAUGUUCAUAAAAGAAGAAGGUAGUGUGAAGAACCAAAUGAAGAAAUCUCUGUUUUACAAGAUAACUUUAGAGCGAUAUUGGGAGGAGAUUUAUUCCGAAGAGAACCGUGGUGAUGGUGGAGACAUUGUGACUGUGAACACAGAUAUAGGAAGAGAAGUUUAUAGCCUGGCUGGCUUGAUAGCACAGAGAGUCAGUGGUCAUGUUGUUGGCUUUGAUGGUUUUAUGUUUAUGGUGCGCAAUCAGAACACUGGGGGCGUGGGUUUGAGUUCAGCCCUUCUAGACGGAAUGAAAGGGAUUCAAAAGGAAGGAGGGUGGGUUGAUGGGGCAGAUAGCAGUGUGAAGGUGGAAAAAGUAGUGAAGAUGAACAGUCAGUUGAAAAGAUUUUGUUGUUAUGUGUUGGUGGAAAGCUUUGUUUCGAGAAGAACGGAUGGAAGUACAGUGCUGAAUUGUGAUUUCAGGCACACCCAAUGGAUCAAAACCAAAUGGGAGUCAUGA